This is a messenger RNA of Dibothriocephalus latus, 1146 nucleotides long. The record is from the annotation of a GenBank genome assembly. NCBI's taxonomy places the organism in Eukaryota, Metazoa, Platyhelminthes, Cestoda, Diphyllobothriidea, Diphyllobothriidae.
AUGAAACAGGACCCAGAGAGUUGUGUUCUUCCUCGGUCUACGGGACUACCCUUUAUCGGCACCCUGAAACCGGAAGAUCUGCCGCCUGUUGUCAAACCUGCAUUUAAAUCCUCCCCCGUGAAAAACAAACUGGGUUGGUCCGAUGGAUUGGAGACGGCAGUCACUAAUGAGCCCCCCAGCUCCACUGAUUCUAGGCUUGCUCAUAAUCUGGCGAUCCAGAACAAAAGGCUCAUGUGCAUGCAAGAUGACUUCUCUGACUGGUGCUCUUCGCUGACCUGCCAGCUGCUCCUGCUUCCCAUCAUCGCUCAAACUAUGGAAAGGCACUGCAGCACACAUGUUACCUAUGUGAACGACAACUGCGGCUGUUCUGUCUGGAAUGUCGUGGGACGCGAGUUUAACAAAUUGGUCUGUACGGGUCCAUCGGCGUUAUCCAACCUCCUAUGUGUUCGCGAUGCUGUCGUCGCGACACCUCCCCUUCUAAAAACCUGUCUCCCUUCAGUGCAAUCUCCCGAUUCCCUUUCCAAACCCCCUCUGGUGGCUGUUGCGGAGAAAGUAGCGCCCUGCCUGCAAUGCCUCCUUCCCUUCCUGCCCUCAUCGCGCUGGCUAAGCCGGUCGGCGUCUUCUCACCCUCGUUUCGCCUUGAGUUUCACUGCGUCCUCGGGCAAGCUGGUGGCUCUGCAAAAUCUUCUGAAAGACCUAAUUUUGGGUGAGUUACCACCUAUCAGCAACCACGACACCCACAACGUCGCCCGGGUGCCCUGGCGUCCGCGCUGCAUUUUCCUUGUGGCCCACCGGACGACUUGCCUCGACCUUCUCCAGGCCUGGCUCGCCUGUCAUCCCCUCUUCAGCGCGCUUACUCACCUCCGUCUUCCCUCAGAUCACCUGGAUACGACCGCGGAGUUGAACAGCUGUCUGGAACGCGUUAACAACUGGCCCCUCGGUUCCCACGGCCCCCUCCUCGUAUUGGUUCAUGCCCGUGCGCCCAGUCUCAGUUUGUCGGGUCUUAGGGCCGGACCGGACACUCGAGUUGUUGUGCUGGAUGCGGAUUGGCGAAUCGAAGUUGUCGACGGCCUACGCACCAAGUUCGUUCCCCUUUACGACUUAAUCUUAACAUCGCUGAUCAGCCUAUUAACGUUUUUGGUUUAA